AUGGGAAAAAAAGGAGAUAAUAAAAAAGGAAGUAAUAAUAAUAAAGUACAUGAUAGAAAAGUAAAGCAAGGUUUGAGGAAAAAAGCUGAUAGAUUAAAAUAUGGUGAUGCAAAAUGGAAACAAUCAUUCAAUGCAUUUUUAGAACAAUUAGAACCACAAGGAUUCACAAUUAAAGAUGUUGCAGGUGAUGGUAAUUGUUUGUUUAGAGCGUUUGCUGAUCAAUUGGAAGAUAAUCCAGAGCAACACAUGAAGUAUCGUCAGAACAUUAUUACAUUCAUCGAGAAAAACAAAGAUAUGUAUGCACCGUUCAUCGAUGAUGAAGAGGGUGAGACAUUCGAAGACUACAUAGCAGAGAUGAGAAAGAAUGCAAGUUGGGGUGGAAACAUUGAGAUUCAAGCGGCAUCACUCAUCUAUCAGUGUAAUAUUACCAUUCAUCAGUUCAAUCAGCCACGUUGGGAAAUCAUCAAUUAUGUCGGUGACAAAUAUCGAAUGAUUCAUCUCUCGUAUCAUAACGAUGAGCAUUACGCAUCGGUUAGACCAACACGUCCACCAUCGCUCAAAGAUAAACAACAACAGAAGGAAGACGGACCACCCAAACCCAAUAUGGAGGCGAUGGGAAAUACCUAUCAAACCGAUGCAAAGAACUACAUUGACGAUGUCACCUAUGAGAUUAUGAAUGCUACUGGUGUCACCAGUACCAAGAUGGUGAGAGAGGCACUCGACGAUUGCGAUGGCAAUAUUGAAGCAGCCAUCGAUUAUCUCAUUGCACUGUCAGCAACCAUAGAUUUCGACAAUGAGAAUAUUGAUAAUAAUACAACUACUACAACUACCACCACAACUACUACAAGCAGUAGCAGUAAUAAACCAAGCAAGGAAUCAAAGAAUCCAUAUAAAGAACAGGUUAAACUACAAAAACAACAACAACAACAGCAACAACAACAACAAAAAGAAGAAGCAAAACAUAAUGGCCACCAAUCAAAUUCUGAAAGAAAAAGACAACAAAUGGCAGCAAAAGAAAAAGAAAACAACAACAAGCAAAGACAAAAUCAUAAUAUAGAUAGAAACAGUAUAGUGGAUGACUCUACAGUUGAUUUGGGAACACUUAGAAUUUAA
Heterostelium album PN500 is the source of this 1113-nucleotide messenger RNA. RefSeq names its product OTU domain-containing protein. Gene Ontology annotation, biological process: protein deubiquitination. Gene Ontology annotation, molecular function: cysteine-type deubiquitinase activity. NCBI's taxonomy places the organism in Eukaryota, Evosea, Eumycetozoa, Acytosteliales, Acytosteliaceae. The record is from RefSeq and is a predicted model, not a curated record. Bases 1 to 1113 code for a protein of 370 amino acids. The transcript has 3 exons.